Messenger RNA from Eptesicus fuscus (big brown bat), 972 nucleotides. Its product is annotated as olfactory receptor 52Z1P-like. The transcript is spliced from 2 exons. Gene Ontology annotation, cellular component: membrane. The record is from RefSeq and is a predicted model, not a curated record. Gene Ontology annotation, molecular function: olfactory receptor activity; G protein-coupled receptor activity. NCBI's taxonomy places the organism in Eukaryota, Metazoa, Chordata, Mammalia, Chiroptera, Vespertilionidae. The coding region runs from base 1 to 972 and encodes 323 amino acids. Gene Ontology annotation, biological process: G protein-coupled receptor signaling pathway.
AUGCAUCUAAAAGACUUUGACUACCUCUCUAUAACAACAUCCAACUAUACAUCCACUCCCCUCAUUGCAUUUCUGCUAACUGGAGUCCCAGGAUUAGAAGACUUCCAAAUCUGGAUUUCCAUCCCUUUCAGCUUUAUGUACCUUUUGGCUGUGAUAGGCAAUGGCCUGGUUAUGGCAGUGGUGGCCUGGGACAGGAGUCUCCAUGAACCCAUGUAUUUAUUCCUGGCCAUGCUGGCACUCAAUGAUGUCCUUCUUUGUACUGUCACAGUGCCCAAAAUGCUUCUCAUCUUCUGGCAGGGCCCUUCCCCAUCAACGUUUCCUGCAUGUCUCACACAGAUGUUUUUUGUUCAUGCUCUGUUCCUCUCUGAAUCUGCUAUUCUCCUGGCCAUGGCUUUUGAUCGCUAUGUGGCUAUCUGUGCACCACUCCAUUAUGCAACCCUAUUUACAGGCUCUCUCAUCAGCAAGGUGGCCUUGGCUCUGGUGUUUCGAAGUGUGGCUGUAGUUACCCCUGGAGUCCUCCUCAUUCUUCGUCUGCACUUCUGCCGGAGCAAUAUUAUCCACCAUACCUACUGUGAGAACAUGGUCAUUGCCAAGUUGGCCUGCAAUAGCAUUGUCCUUAAUAGCAUUUAUGGGCUCACUGCAGCUCUCCUGACUACAGGGCUGGACUUUGUUCUCAUAUCCCUGUCCUACUGGGUGAUCCUGAAAACAGUCUUUAGACUACCAUCUAGAGAAGCCCAGACAAAGGCCUUUGGAACCUGUGGAGCUCAUAUAUGUGUCAUCUUGAUAUUCUACACUCUGGCCUUCUUUUCCUUCUUUACCCAUCGCUUUGGAAAACAUGUGCCCAGGCACACCCUUAUUCUCUUGGCAAACCUCUACUUACUAGUGCCACCUACCAUGAACCCCGUUGUUUAUGGGGCAAAGACUAAACAGAUAAGGAUGAAACUACUAGUGCUCUGUAACCAUUCAAAAUGA